CAGGUGAGUUCGGGAGUAGUGCUGCAUCUGCGCGCGCUGCCCUCCCUCGUUCGGGGAGCCAGGCCCAUAUCAUGGCCAUGCGCUGCCCUAGUCGCUCGUGCGUGGAGAGGAGAAGACAUCCAGCGCUAACUCCCGCCAGCCUAUGCCACGUACCCGCACGCACCGGGAAUCAUGUCCGAGAGGGAGAAUAGCAGCAGCAACAGCAGCAGCGUGCCCAGAGACCCCAAGCGGCGGCGAGUGGACGAUGCGGCCGCGGCGGAGGGAGCUGCUGGAUCCAACGGCGGCGCUGCAGACGCCUACCCUCCGUGGCACGAUGCAUCCCAGAAUCAUCACGCAGCCUCGUCAUCCGCAGCAGCAGCUCCCGUACCAGCACACCCAUUUGCCCCAGCGCAGGACGUUUCGGCGUAUGCGGCAUCGGGAGCCGAGUACAAUCACAGCAACCACCACCCGCCUCCGCCUCCUCCCCAGGGCUUGAGUGAGGGCUCGCACUGGCAGCACGCCGAUCCAGCGACUUAUCCCGAAUUGGCCCAAUACUCGCAUCAACCCUAUUUCUACCAACAACAGACCUCUACCGCUGCCAACGCUGGUCCGUGGCCUGCUACAAGUGACUCGCAGUCCCACGCCGGCCUGCCUUCUGCUCCGACAACCACUCUCUCGAGAGGAGAGUCGUCGGCCUCAACAACGAUGCCGUACUUUCCAUCGUCUACUGCCGGAACUGCUGCCGCGAUAUCCGAAGCCCUCGAUGCCUCUACACUGAACUACUCGGAAGGAGGCAAUGCUGCCCAGUAUCAGGCAUACGGCGCCGCUGGCUCUGGUGCACUGCACAGAGAUUCAUCGUCCUUCUACUUCGACGACGCUGGCAUGCAUUUGAAGAUCCAAAGUCUACCCAUUCUCGACAAUCUGGCCACUCAACUCAUACAUACCAUCUCGAAAGCAAGCUAUCCACAAAUACAAGACAUGAUGCGGAGCGACGGCUCCGAGGACGGCCAAGCAUAUCGGACGCUGAAGAACCUGUUCGAUCAAACCCGAAAAGUAUACAGUCGCGAGACACCCUUCAUCGAUGCCAUUGCAAUACAAAUGUUCCAGCCCACGCAACAAGAGAUCAUCCGCAAAGCCAACAUCGCAACCUUCAUUUCGAGCAUACUAGGAGCACACGAUGUCAGCUUCUUCCACCUGAACGAAUUAUUCAUGGAGACAUUUGUGCCGCUUGGUCACCGCCUGUUGAAAUGGCAGGGAGCGAUAUACCUUGAGCUCAAGACUCAAACAUUUAUAUCUGCCCUUAUGAAUAGUGAUGGAAACCCCGAAGAGAUGCUCGAAGAACUCUUCCCGCCAGACCUCGACGCCCAGAUCUUAACACGGCAUCCCGAUGCACCAAGUCUAUCUCCCAGUGAGCAGGACUUCAUCGAUCGAAGUCGAGCUCGCAAGAGCUAUCUUCUCGCUGAACCGAGGACGGAGGAGAAUCUGCGAGAACUGCCCAAGAAAUAUCAAUGGGGUGAUUUUGUGCGGGAAUUCGCGUCAUGCAUUACGAAGAACGUCGACGGCAUCAUGAACGUACCCGCUCGUUCUCAAGCCACUGCAAAUUCCAAAGGCGCAAAUGCAGAGAUCAAUGGCCAAGCCGGGAGUGCCGCCAAUUCCGCACUCGCCGCUGUACAAGGUCUCGCAGUCAACGGCAAAGCUGGCGAUGGCGCUGGAGGAAAGAAAGGUGCAACUGCUGCCUCAACAGUCCGCCAACCCUGGACAAAACCAGAGGAAGACGCUCUGCUUUCUGGCCUGGAGCGCGUCAAUGGUCCCCACUGGUCACAAAUCCUCGCAUUGUACGGGAGAGGUGGUUCAGUCAGCGAAGUUCUCAAAGACAGGAAUCAAGUGCAACUUAAAGACAAAGCUCGGAAUUUGAAGUUGUGGUACCUGAAAACUGGCAAAGAAGUUCCACCUGCUUUGCGCGGGGUCACUGGCGAGUUACGGAAACGUGGUGGUGCUAGAGCGAGAGCUGCACUUGGCAUCACCGAUGAUGAUCAAGCUGCUGGCGGCGGUGGCCCCGAUGAAGAUGUGGAGAUGAAUGAGGGCGAAGCUGAUCCUGAAAAAUCUGGUAGCGGGAAAAAGAAAAAGGCAAAGAAGUGACGGAGCACAUUGUCCCAGUCAUGAAAGUCAACGAGAUCAAGGUACCCGACGUCCUGUAACGAAGCAUUGGCCAGGGCACAGGAAAGAUACGCGCGUGCCGCGGAUACUACUGUACCAAAAGCUCAUUCGCCAAGGAGAAGGUUUCAUGCGAUGCAGCCUGGAAAACACCUUCCUGUAUUAGCCCUGAGGGCUUUGUGGAGGGCUACAGAAAUCCUUUUGAUCGGAUCUGGAAUCUGGAGGUGAGGUUGAUUGUAUCCACUCAAAACUCUAUUGAGGAGGUAGGGCUUCGUUGCCCUAAACAUCCGGUGGGGCUGAAGCAUAUUACCUCCUCCGGGAAGAGGGGAGGGCAGGGAUCUUUGUCACGACA
Cercospora beticola is the source of this 2485-nucleotide messenger RNA. The record is from RefSeq and is a predicted model, not a curated record. NCBI's taxonomy places the organism in Eukaryota, Fungi, Ascomycota, Dothideomycetes, Mycosphaerellales, Mycosphaerellaceae.